CUCUCUGCCCGACUCCGACUCCAACUCCGACUCCGACUCCCCGCAAGUGAUCUCCUUCCUCCACCUUCGCCGGCCGUUGCCACUGGCCGGGUGAUCUUCAUUCUUCCACUCCCACCAUGGCCGCCGCCGCCACCGCCACCGCCACCGCCGUCUCUUCCUCCACUUUCCCCCUCCUCCUCCUACUACCGCUCCUGCUCUGCUCCUGCUCGCACCUCACCCUCGCCUCGGCAGAAGAGGCGGCGCCGGCGUCGGCGGCGGCGGAGCUCCUGGGAGAGGCGCGCGCGCCGGGGUUCGCGGAGUGGCUGCGCGGCGUGCGGCGGCGCAUCCACGAGCGGCCCGAGCUGGCCUUCCAGGAGCACCGGACAAGCGAGCUCGUGCGGGCCGAGCUCGACGCCAUCGGCGUCCCCUACACGUGGCCCGUCGCCCAGACCGGCGUCGUGGCCACCAUCGUCGGCGCCGCCGCCGCCGACGGCCCCGUCGUCGCGCUCCGGGCCGACAUGGACGCGCUCCCCGUGCAGGAGUUGGUGGAUUGGGAACACAAGAGCCAGGAAAGUGGGAAAAUGCAUGCUUGCGGACAUGAUGCACACACAACAAUGCUUCUGGGGGCUGCUAGGAUACUUCAAGAUCGCAAGAAUGACCUAAAGGGCACUGUAAAGCUUAUAUUCCAGCCGGCAGAGGAGGGUCAGGGUGGUGCAUAUUAUGUGUUACAGGAAGGUGUUCUUGACGAUGUGUCAGCCAUAUUUGGCUUGCAUGUUGACCCAGCCCUUCCUGUAGGUGUUGUUUCAUCUAGGCCAGGACCCUUUGCAGCAACAUCAGGUCGAUUCCUAGCAACGGUUACUGGUAAAGGUGGGCAUGCUGCAAUGCCCCAUGAUUCCAUCGACCCUGUUGUAGCUGCAGCCACUACUAUCGUCAGCCUUCAACAAAUUAUCGCUCGGGAAAUAGAUCCCCUGCAGGGUGCAGUUGUAUCCAUCACUUUUAUGAAAGGAGGAGAAGCUUACAAUGUUAUUCCAGAGUCUGUGGCCUUUGGUGGCACCUUGAGGAGCAUGACAAAUGAAGGUUUAUCAUAUCUCAAGAAGAGGAUCAAAGAGAUCGUAGAAGGACAGUCACUGGUACAUCAUUGCACUGCCUCUGUGGACUUCAUGGAGGACACGAUGAGGACAUAUCCGGCUGUGAUCAAUGAUGAAAGGAUGUAUGCUCACGCAAAGGAAGUGGCUGAGAGCCUCCUUGGGGACAAGAACGUCAAGCUUGGUCCCCAGGUAAUGGGUGCAGAGGAUUUCGGGUUCUAUGCGCAGAGAAUGGCGGGCGCCUUCUUCACCAUUGGAGUUGGCAACAAAAGCACCAUGGAGACAAUCCAUUCCACUCACUCACCCUACUUUGUGAUCGAUGAGGAUGUGCUUCCCAUCGGAGCUGCGUUCCAUGCCGGUGUGGCAAUUGAAUAUGUGAAGAAGAAUCAUGCAUCAAUCUAAACUGAAUAAUUGGAAAAACAAAAGCCUUGUUUGAAUAGUUUGGGCAUUCUCCAGUUAUGCUUU
Messenger RNA from Sorghum bicolor (sorghum), 1529 nucleotides. Its product is annotated as IAA-amino acid hydrolase ILR1-like 9. Gene Ontology annotation, biological process: auxin metabolic process. Gene Ontology annotation, cellular component: endoplasmic reticulum. Gene Ontology annotation, molecular function: IAA-Ala conjugate hydrolase activity. Lineage: Eukaryota; Viridiplantae; Streptophyta; Magnoliopsida; Poales; Poaceae. The transcript has 5 exons. The record is from RefSeq and is a predicted model, not a curated record. Bases 117 to 1466 code for a protein of 449 amino acids.